Bombyx mandarina (wild silkworm) is the source of this 1149-nucleotide messenger RNA. RefSeq names its product sperm flagella and cilia-associated protein 1. NCBI's taxonomy places the organism in Eukaryota, Metazoa, Arthropoda, Insecta, Lepidoptera, Bombycidae. The record is from RefSeq and is a predicted model, not a curated record. Gene Ontology annotation, molecular function: microtubule binding. Gene Ontology annotation, biological process: regulation of cytoskeleton organization. Gene Ontology annotation, cellular component: axoneme.
AUGUCUAAUAUAGACUCUCCUAUAGCUCUCUCCGAGUUAGAGUCAGUUCUGGCCUGGGUGGAUACAUUCAAGCUCUCUAGACCGACCAAGAAAAUCAACAGAGAUUUUUCCGAUGCUGUUCUCCUAGCCGAGAUCCUAAGCGUUCAUUAUCCGAAACUAGUGGAAAUGCACAACUAUCCGCCGAGGAACAGCCAUUCUUUGAAGCUCAACAACUGGCUGACGCUUAACCGCAAGGUUUUGAAGAAGUUGAGGCUGAGCCUAUGCUGUAACACGAUGGAUCAGCUCGCUAACUGCGCUCCCGGGGUCAUUGAACGAGUACUUGUCAUGGUUAGGGACAAAAUACGUCGCGACGAAGAGUUGAACAAGAGUAUGAGGGAGUCGGAACAGAAUGUAUCCAGCGGCGGUAGCUAUUACGAAGCUUGCGGCGAAGAUGAAAACAUCCUCGUUGUGCCCGUGAAGACGAGGGUCAAUGGUGUUUUGGAGACGGUUCAACAGAAAGUGGUCAACUACGACUGCUAUUUGACUCUGAAGGAAGAAUUUAAGGACGCUAAAGAUUCUAUUGAACUGCUCAAACAAAAGGUCGAACAUCUAGACAAUUUGCUGAAACUCAAAGAAGAAAGGAUUGAAGAAUUACAAAAGCAAUUAGAAAGGAAACAAAAUAGACGUAGAGAAGUAGAAGCUCUUCAGAAUAGUCUUUCAGUGCCGUUUGAUGAACCGCCAACCCCAACAGUUGUUGUACAGGAGAACAAAGCGACACCAGUUCAAAAUACUAUUAAAAAUAUUGAAGCGAAGACACCUAAAGUCGAAGAAUCGAAGAUACCUAUACUCAUAGAUGCUUCUAGAAUUCCUAAGCCUAGCGUAAUAGAAGUCAACGAAACAGCUAUAAUUGUAGAUAGUUCUAGAAUUUCUAAGCCGAUCACAAAAGAAGUUUAUGAGCUUGAGAAACCUAUUGUGGAAGUGCACGAAAUCAAGUCCGAUGUGUUCAAAGAAACUGAAGUUGUUGAGCAGAAAUCUGAAUGCUUUCAUGAUGUGGAAGAUUUCGAUCAAAAUCCAGUUAUAGUCACAACCAUAGAGGAAAGCAUUAAUAAAGAAAUCAAAGAGAUCGUUAAUUCAGCGGGAUAUGUGGAGAAUUUUGGCUACGUUGCUUAG